Messenger RNA from Ascochyta rabiei, 318 nucleotides. RefSeq lists its product as uncharacterized. The record is from RefSeq and is a predicted model, not a curated record. Lineage: Eukaryota; Fungi; Ascomycota; Dothideomycetes; Pleosporales; Didymellaceae. Bases 1 to 318 code for a protein of 105 amino acids. The transcript has a single exon.
AUGCCUUCCUCUUUCCAGUCUCAGACCUUCUCUUCUACCAGCAGCUCCAUCAACGGACGAACCACAUCCUACACACAAUCCACACAGAGCGACAACACAGGCACCCGCGUGCACCAGACGAGCCAACAGCCCGGACAGGCGGUGCGCGAGGAGCGGUUCGAGAUCGACAACAGCGGGAGGAGGAUUGCGGAAGGUUCGACGAGUGGCAGUAACCAGGGCAGAAUCGAAGAUGUGACGGAUGAGCAGCAGAAGGAGAACGAUAGGCUGUAUGAGGAGAGGAUGGAGGACGAGUACGCGAAGAGGGAGGGUGGCGCCUGA